This is a messenger RNA of Helianthus annuus (common sunflower), 1028 nucleotides long. Its product is annotated as ER membrane protein complex subunit 3. Bases 39 to 782 code for a protein of 247 amino acids. Gene Ontology annotation, cellular component: membrane; EMC complex. Gene Ontology annotation, biological process: protein folding in endoplasmic reticulum. The record is from RefSeq and is a predicted model, not a curated record. NCBI's taxonomy places the organism in Eukaryota, Viridiplantae, Streptophyta, Magnoliopsida, Asterales, Asteraceae. The transcript has 9 exons.
GAAGAGAUCGAUCAAACGAGAGAUCCGAUCAAUCAAGAAUGGCAGAAGAACUAGUAUUGGACACAGCGAUCAGAGACUGGGUACUAAUCCCCCUAUCAAUCGUCAUGGUUCUCAUCGGAAUCCUCCGUUACUUCGUUUCCAAGCUCAUGCGCACCACUCAAUCACCAGAUGCCAAAAUCAUCAAAGAAGGGCAGGUUGUAAUUAGGGCUCGAAACCUUCGAGCGGCUGCUGGAUUUAUUCCGCUUAAGGCGUUUCGUGCUCGGAAAGUUUAUUAUACCAAUGAGGAAAACGGUUUACUUCAUGUUCCCAAGGGCCAGGCUCAGAAUCCACAGGCACAAAUGUUCUCUGAUCCGAACAUGGCUAUGGAUAUGAUGAAGAAGAAUCUUUCGAUGAUCAUACCGCAGACCCUCACUUUUGCAUGGGUUAACUUCUUCUUUUCCGGAUUUGUAGCAGCAAAGAUACCGUUUCCACUGACUCAGAGGUUUAGAUCCAUGUUACAAAACGGGAUUGAUUUGAGUACCGUUGAUGUCAGCUAUGUCAGCAGUCGUUCUUGGUACUUCCUUAAUUUGUUUGGACUGAGAGGUCUGUUUAGUCUUAUUCUCGGAGAGGAAAAUGCUACAGACGAUACACAACGUAUGAUGCAAAUGAGUGGAUUUGGCUUUGAUCCAUCCAAGAGUUUGGGUGCUGAAAAAGAUGGUCUGGACAUAGUUCAGCAUGAUUGGGUCCUUCCAAAAUUCGAGCAGCGGGCUCAAGCCGUGCUUAGAAAACGCCUUAGCAGCUAAAUUACUAUACACGUGUUGAUGCUGACUAGCGGCUGCAAAGUUUUGGUCCACCUCUUCUUCUACAGAUGAUUGCAGAUGUGGUCCGCAGACUGCGGACAUUUUACCUCUUAAAAACAAGUUGCACCUAAAUAAGCUAUAUAUUAACAUUUGAUGUCCAUUUAUGAAUAUUAGUAAUACAUGAUUUAUUGGUAACAAUUCAAGGUUUAUAUGAUUUCCAAAGAUAAUAUAUUCAAGACUUACAGUUUA